UCUCCUUUUAAACUCAUACAAACCACAAAGACAAAACUCUCAAGAUAUCAAAUACCAUAUAAAGAGAAAGACCCAAAUUUUUGCUUCUUUCUAAACUCUAUACUCUAUACCCUUUUGGAUAUACAAGGAUUUCCCAAGAGGUUUUUUUUUGCUUUUAUUAUAUAUACUCAGUUGGGUUUAACUUCAGUUGAAAGUUCAUACCUUUUUCAUAGUUUUUGUGUGUUUUUUUGGGUUUUUUUUUUCCCUCUCAUCUGGGAUUCUUAAAAUUUGUCAAUUUGUAACUUUUUUAUAUUUUCUUCUUUGGAGGAAAGCAUUAAGAAACACUUUGUUUUCUGGUCAGUCAUGAAUAACAUUCCUGAUUGGAAUUUUGAUUGUGAUCUCCCUGUGAAUGGCCAAAAGAAUCCUAAUGGGGCUGACCAUGACUUAGUAGAGCUUCUAUGGAGAAAUGGGCAAGUAGUUUUACAAAGCCAGACACACAGAAAAGCAAGUGUUGGAGCUAAUGAAUCAAGACAAGUUCAAAAACAUGACCAACAAGCUAUAAGGAAUGGUGGGCCAUAUGGGAAUUCAAUGAAUAUGGUUCAAGAUGAUGAUGCAGUGCCAUGGAUUCAUUACCCUCUUGAAGAUGCAUUUGAGAAAGAUUUUUGUUCAAAUUUUUUCUCUGAACUAUCUUCAUGUGAUCCAAUUGAAAUUGAUAAACCAAUCAGACAUGUUGAUGAAGAGAGGUUAUUGUCAAAGUUUGGUGGUUCUGAUACAACUCAUGUUCCCUCAAACUCCCAACACCAAAACCACCAAAAACUCAAGCCUUCCUCUAAUGGUGUGGUGCCUUGUCCUGAAAAUCAUAACAUGCCUCCACCAAGGCACAAUUACAGCAACUCAUCAGUUCAUCAAAAACAAAAUCUGGGGUCCUUAGGAAAAGUGGUCAAUUUCUCUCAAUUCUCAGCUAUGGGCAAGUGUGAUAUGAGGCCACAACAACAACAACAGGCAGUGAAAGAACCCGGAAACCGAGGAGAGGUCAGAGAGUGUUCAGCAAUGACAGUUGGGUUAAGUCACUGUGGAAGCAACCAACUUGCUGCAGCUGACCUUGAUGUGAGUUGGGUUUCAAGCAACAAUGGUGAUGGGAACAAUGGUUUAUCUGCAGGAGCUUUUAAGGAUGAUGUUCAGAAAAUCUUGCCUAGGACUAGGACUAGUGAGAGUGGGAAGGCUGAGACUCUUGAGCCAACUCUUACUUCAUCUUCUGGUGGAUCUGGAAGCAGUUUUGGAAGAACUUGCAAGCAAUCUACUGCUACAACCAGUGCCAAUAACAAUAACAAUAACAAAAGAAAGAAUAGAGAUGCAGAGGAAAUAGAGUGCCAAAGUGAUGCUGCUGAACAUGAAUCUGCUGCUGCAAAUAAAUCUUCCCAACGAUCUGGUUCAUCCCGAAAGAGCAGAGCUGCUGAAGUUCAUAAUCUUUCAGAAAGGAGACGUAGAGAUCGAAUAAAUGAGAAGAUGAAGGCGCUACAAGAGCUCAUACCUCAUAGUAACAAGACAGAUAAAGCAUCAAUGUUGGAUGAAGCUAUUGAAUACUUGAAGUCACUUCAAUUACAACUCCAAGUAAUGUGGAUGGGAAGUGGCAUGGCACCAAUGAUGUUUCCAGGAGUACAGCACUACAUGUCGCGGUUGGGCAUGGCAAUGGGUCCACCUUCCUUGCCUUCCAUUCACAACCCAAUGCAUUUGCCAAGGGUCCCAGUGGUUGAUCAAUCCAUGAUUGGGCCUCAAACUACAGACCAAUCUGUUUUGUGUCAAACCCCAGCUUUUAACCCCAUCAAUUACCAAAACCAGAUGCAAAACGCCUCUUUUCAAGAGCAAUACGCACGUUACAUGGGGUUCCAUCCUAUGCAAACUGUUUCUCAGCCUAUGAACUUGUUCAGAUUUAAUCCACAAACAUUACAACAGACUCAAUCAAUAGCACAGCAGCAGGGGAUUAAUACUGCACCUUCAAAUUCUGGAAUUCCAACUAAUGGAGCUUUAACUGGCAAGAUGGGUUGAUGAGUAAGUCUAUCAAGAAGCUUAUCCGAUUCCAAUGGUCCCUCCCAACCAACAAAAAAAAGCUAUUUUUGCUAGAAUUCUUUGCAAGAUGGAGAAAAUUACUUCAAAGGGUAUAAUGGUCUGAUCUUGCUUGCUCAAUAAUUAGCCUGAUAUUUCCUGAUAAAGGGUCUCCUUUUUUUAUUUUGAUAUAUUUUUUUUCUUCUUGAUCUUACUAUGUAUAUGUCUCUAAAGCAACUUGUAAAAGAGUGAUUAGAACAAAGAAAUCUCUUCCAUUCAGUACUGAAAUUGCUCUAUAAAUCAAUGAUCAGAUGACAUAUCACAACUCAA
This is a messenger RNA of Cannabis sativa, 2352 nucleotides long. Its product is annotated as transcription factor PIF5. Gene Ontology annotation, molecular function: protein dimerization activity; DNA-binding transcription factor activity. The record is from RefSeq and is a predicted model, not a curated record. Gene Ontology annotation, biological process: regulation of DNA-templated transcription. Bases 343 to 2025 code for a protein of 560 amino acids. The transcript is spliced from 9 exons. Lineage: Eukaryota; Viridiplantae; Streptophyta; Magnoliopsida; Rosales; Cannabaceae.